AUGUCCUCAUUCAUCCUCCCCGACUGGAUCGCCGGCUCUCCAGAAGUAGAGGUGACGAUUCCCCCGAAUGUGACAAAGGACCAACUCCUCGCCUUUCGGCCGUUCAAGAACUGGCUUUCCACACUACGGCAGUCAAUCACCAAGCAACACCAACAACGACCACAGCAGCAGCAUCGGUGUGACGACCACAGCCAGAAGCUCCCUAACGGCCACCCUAACUACGACUCUCUCUACCAGCUCCGCCGUAUUGCCGUCCGCUCUGUCGAAUGGGCAGGUCCCCGCCGCAUCCUCUUCGUCCUCCUGGAAAGCGUGGUGCAGAGCGCGAUCGACGCGCGACCUCUCCCGGGGAUCGUCUUCCUACGAGGCGGCAGCGUCGCGAUCCUCAUGAUCGUCAGACCGGACGACGACCCCGUGACGAGAUUCGUCGUCAUGACGCAGCAAGCCCGCGUGCCGGCCGGGAGUUUUGCCUUUUGCGAGAUCCCCGCGGGGAUGAUCGAUGACGAGGACGACGCGUUUGUAGGCGCCGCGGCGACGGAGAUCAGGGAGGAGACGGGCUUGGUCGUCCGCAGGGAUGAGCUUGUCGAUAUGACGGAGCUGGCGGUGCGGGAUGACAAGGAUGACCAUCUGCAGAGAGCCGUGUAUCCUUCUCCCGGCGGGUGUGAUGAGUUUGUUGCGCUUUUUCUGUGCGAGAAAGUCAUGCCCAGGCGGGAGAUUGAGCGGUUGAGGGGGAGAUUGACGGGCAAUAGGACCGAGGGCGAGAAUAUUCAGGUCAGAGAAGGAGUGCUGGGCUAG
Molecule: messenger RNA, 792 nt
Organism: Cladophialophora yegresii CBS 114405
Lineage: Eukaryota; Fungi; Ascomycota; Eurotiomycetes; Chaetothyriales; Herpotrichiellaceae
Exons: 2
Coding region: 1-792 (263 amino acids)
Biological process (GO): ribose phosphate metabolic process; nucleoside phosphate metabolic process
Molecular function (GO): ADP-ribose pyrophosphatase activity; ADP-glucose pyrophosphatase activity
Source: RefSeq, a predicted model, not a curated record